GAAAGCCGAAAGCUCUCAAUUCCCCGAAACACACUUCGCACCUGACGCCAUAGCUACCUCCCGUUCGCCGGAACCCCCACCACCGACCUCGACAACAAACCCUCCCCAGUGACCCGUUCGUCGAAACUGCCAUCCAGCCCGACCUUUCACACCAUCACAAUGGCCUCCUUCAUUGCCCGCCGUGCUUUCUCCACCACCGUCCGUCGCAUGACGACUGGUGAGGAGGCUCUCAAGACCGAGUCCAAGAAGAACCCCGAGAUUCUGGUCCUCGGUGGUGUCAUGGUUGCCGCCUUCAUUGGUGCCGGUUACUACUUCGCCCGCAACCCUACCGCCUCUACCGCCGAGACUGCCGUUCCCCAGACCAAGAACUCCAUGCCUUGGGAGUCCGGUUCGGGCGCUGGCAAGUACCAGUACCACCCCGGCGGUGAUCCCUCUGCUGCCCCCAAGGAUGCCCCCAGCGCCGUCAACGUUGUCGUUGUUCCCAACGUCACCCUCCCCAAGUCUCUCCACGAGAAGUACAACAAGUGGGGCAAGGAAGGCUACUAAAUUAUUAUACCUCUGUUAUCAUCAUGAUGGAGAAGAUUGCUGCGGACGCGGCAUGAAUGGGAUGGCUUUUCUCCAAAAAGCGAGACAAGCCACACCACGACACU
This is a messenger RNA of Neurospora hispaniola, 650 nucleotides long. RefSeq lists its product as uncharacterized. Lineage: Eukaryota; Fungi; Ascomycota; Sordariomycetes; Sordariales; Sordariaceae. The record is from RefSeq and is a predicted model, not a curated record. The coding region runs from base 160 to 546 and encodes 128 amino acids. The transcript has 4 exons.